AUGUUAUCCUAUUUACAACCUCAACUUGGAUCUGAUCCUAUGCUUGCCAUCUGUUCGACAUCUUCCGAUGAAGGAAAUAAAUCGUCAUAUCCCAUUGAAGAUGAUGCUGAAGGCAUCUUCAAUCCCCCAACAUCUUCAUCGUUGUCACGAAUGCCGUAUCAUCAUCCUCAUCAUCGAUCACAAGUACCUUUUGUCUACGGACAUACGCCAACACCAGCGUAUGGAUUUGGCUUUGGUCUCUAUGAUGACAUGUCACCGUUUUCAGAUGCGAGUCGAACACCAUAUUCGUUCAUCCAUACAACAAAACGUGCUGAUCCGAACAUCGAUGUUAAACUUGACAAUUUAGAUUUGUGGAAACGUUUCGCAGAAAUGAAUUUAGAAAUGAUUAUUACAAAAAAUGGAAGACGAAUGUUUCCAACGUAUAAAGUCUCCUUAACUGGUCUCGAUCCAACGAGUAAAUAUAUCAUUUACCUGGAUGUCGUACCCGUUGAUAAUCACCGAUAUAAAUAUCAUAAUUCUCAAUGGAUGAUUACGGGUGCAGCUGAGCCACACAUGCCGGGACGCUUUUAUCCUCAUCCAGAUAGUAACUCCACAGGAGCACAAUUGAUGAAACAACCAUUGUCAUUCAGUAAAGUUAAACUAACCAAUAACACUGCUGAUCAAAAUGGACAUAUUCUAUUGAAUUCUAUGCAUAAAUACAUUCCACGUCUUCAUAUAAUUCAAGCAAUAAAUCCAUCGAAUAAUGAUGCGAAAUUAUCUAUGACACCGUUUGAUAAUGUUAAUGUAUUCGUGUUUCCAGAGACUCAAUUCAUUGCCGUAACUGCGUAUCAGAACGAACAAGUUACUCGGUUAAAAAUUGAUCACAAUCCCUUCGCCAAAGGUUUUCGUGAAAAUAAUGGACAUGCUACACGAAAAGAUGCAAAAAAUAUCAAACGACAUAUUGACGAUGAUUACAAUCGAAGAUUGAAAUGUGACGAUUUAUAUUCCACACCUGAAUCAUCAAAACGAUGUAAAUCAAGUUCAGGAGAAGAAGAUCAUACUCCUCCUUCUCGUACUGUACCAACAAGUAGUACAGUUGAUGUUCCUGAUUCCACCACUCCAUUUGCAGAUCUUUAUGAAAAUCAAUUUCCUUCGCAUCAAACACAUUUCUAUGAUCCAAAUAUAUACUCUUCACCUUAUUCUCGUUUCACUCCAACAUAUCCAUUCACUUAUUCACCAAUGGCACCGACUUCUUCGACAAAUCCAUUUACUUUAGCAGCAGCAGCUGCAAGUCGAUAUUCUUCUCCAUACACAUUUUCUUCACCGUACUACCAACAUUCGACUUGA
Messenger RNA from Adineta ricciae, 1326 nucleotides. Lineage: Eukaryota; Metazoa; Rotifera; Eurotatoria; Adinetida; Adinetidae. The record is from the annotation of a GenBank genome assembly.